AGAGUGGUAGCUGGCCGGUCGAUCGGAGAUCUCAUGUGUGUAUUUAUCCUCAAAUGGAAACAUUUGGGAGCUCAUAAUGUUAUGGCAGAGGGUUUUUUUACAAGAGCUCGGCCAUCAUGGGGAAUCUGAGUUCUCCAGCUGAAUCGGUUGCUCAGAGUGUCAGAAGAAGAGCGUCACAUGGAGGUGAAACGGACACCAACACCCUCCACAUUCUCUCCUGGAACAUUGACGGACUGUGCGGGCAGUUCACCAAUGAGAGGGCCGCAGUUGUGUGCGACGUGAUCGACGAACGGAAGCCCGAGGUGGUCUAUUUGCAAGAGAUAGUGGGUCCUACAUGGAACCUCCUGACCAAGAGAUUAGGGAACGCUUACUUUCUCUACCGCGAUGAGGAAAUUGCCACCUCGUGGCACUAUUUCUGUGUCUUGCUAAUCAGGAAGAACUCUGCAGUCGUACCCAAAUCAAACCACCCCGAAAUCCUCCGCUUCCCCGAGAGUCAGCAGAAACGCUACCUAAUCCAAAUGCGUGUUAAUUUCAGGGGCAUCCCCAUUCUCCUGCUAACCUCUCACCUAGAGAGUCUGGUAAGAUACGCAGGAGAGCGGAAAAACCAGCUGAGGACGUGUUUUCGGAUAAUGAAAGAGGAGCUAGGGAGG
This is a messenger RNA of Geodia barretti, 650 nucleotides long. The record is from the annotation of a GenBank genome assembly. NCBI's taxonomy places the organism in Eukaryota, Metazoa, Porifera, Demospongiae, Tetractinellida, Geodiidae.